Thlaspi arvense is the source of this 852-nucleotide messenger RNA. Lineage: Eukaryota; Viridiplantae; Streptophyta; Magnoliopsida; Brassicales; Brassicaceae. The record is from the annotation of a GenBank genome assembly.
AUGUAUGUGAAAACUGCUCCUAGUUUUGCUGAUGCUGCCAUGGGUAGACUUGUUCAAGGUACGAAGGUUUUAGCAGAAGGUGGUUAUGAGAAGAUAUUUAGAAAAACCUUUGAUACAGAUCCAGAAGAGCAACUUCAAAAUUCAUAUGCAUGCUAUAUGUCAACAUCAGCUGGUCCAUUAAUGGGAGUGUUAUACGUAUCUACAGCAAAGCUUGCAUUUUGUAGUGACAAUCUAUUGUCAGAUAAAGCUGGUGAUAAGAUUGAAUGGGACUACUACAAGGGUUCCACCCUAGUCAAGGAGUUCAAGAAGAUAAGCUUCAAAGGCAAUCGCUCGAUCACAACUUCUCAUUGCUCUCUCCACAAAUUGCACCAAGCUAAAGGGUGGCCCUUGGCAGCAAUGACGGAGAUGACUGUUCUGAUGGAGAGUUUCAAUCUCAAGGCAAUGGGAAGAAGAAGGCAAUGUUGCGAUUUCUGCAUCAAUGGUGCUUCACAACAUCCUCUUAGGCCUGUACUCGUGAAAGCUGGGGCAGAAUCACAGAAACAUAUCAGCAGAGCAGAGCUUAAGAGCAGAGCAUAUUCUGCAGCUGAGAUGAGCUUCUUCGACCUCAUCUCCUUGCCAAAGCCAAGUAAGAAGGUGAACAGUAUCUUCAUGGAAACCUGCUCUACUCCUGCUUGGGUUUUGCCUCUGCUUUUUACUGCUUGCUGCAAGCUCUCUCUCUCUCUCUCUCUCUUGCCCGGGAUUUCCAAGGUGAGGAGCCUUGUGAUGAAUGUGACUAUGGAGGUUGAUGUUGCUGGCAUACUGACAUCAACAACAGAGAAAUGUCACGUGGACCAAAAAGUGACUGCAUCUUGA